Molecule: messenger RNA, 470 nt
Organism: Tilletiopsis washingtonensis
Lineage: Eukaryota; Fungi; Basidiomycota; Exobasidiomycetes; Entylomatales
Exons: 1
Coding region: 238-396 (52 amino acids)
Source: RefSeq, a predicted model, not a curated record
CUCGUGCGAGCGCGGGAGCUGCGAGUCCCGGCUCCGAAUAAGGGCGGCUCCGCAAAGCCGAAGGCCAGCCCAGGUCACGCGAGCGCGGCGCACUCUACUCUCGAGCUCAGGCACACACGAGGCAAUUGCCGAAUCGAAGCAGCGAGAGGGGUGACAAAAGGGACCGCGCCGCCUGCGCGAAGAGGUGCAACGCCUGCCUGUGCUGCGGCACGUCUGGCCCGAGGCAGCGCUUGCUCCAUGCCUGCCAAGGCCCGCGCACCCUCACCCGCGCUUGCUUUGCUCUCAUGCCACGGCGGGGCGCUCGGGCGCGCGGGGCCGAGGAGAGAGACGAUGCGCCGUGCAGGACAGCGUAGGGAGGCCAGGCUGAGCGCGAGGGGUGCAAGCGGCGAGCUUUGAUGAGGAGCUUCAUCGCCGGAGCAUGGCAGGGACCCUGCCGCUGCCGCUGCGUGCGUGCGAGGCAGCCGCUUCAG